UCGUGACAAAUAUUUGUUUACUUUGCGGUUUGGUUUAUUAAAAUUCAACUGAAAAUGCAUGACGUCCUCGGAUAAUUUUCACUCCAAGAAAGGGCGCUUUGUAUGCGCUGGGAAUAUUUAACUAGGUACUUUAUGGCCUGGGCAAAUAUUAACAUACAACGAUUGAGAAAACUCCCAGGUUAAUUAACCUAAUGGUCGAGUAUCGUGGGUGAAAUUUCAAACGUUCUUUGGUCUUCCUACACGUCGGGCGUGUUCCGUUGCAAAACCCGAAAAUCGAGAUUUUGCCGUGUGACUUAAAUAAGAAGUAAACCGCGUCAAAGCAAAAUUGUUAUAAACAAUAUAACGGUGUCACUUUCAUGCACACAAAGAUGUAGGCUAGUGCGUUCCGACUGACCUUACCCAGUAACUGCCUGAAUAUCAAGCAGUUUAAAUCGGAGCUGUUUGUCGCGAGGAAGGUUUCUGGUGCAUGGACCCUUUACAUUUAGGAUGAUACAGACCUCCCUAGUCCUGGUCCUGAUCGCGCACCUUGGAAAUGUGAACGGUCAUGGAAGGUUAAUCGAGCCGCCGAGCCGGGCGUCGGCGUGGAGGUACGGUUUCGACACCCCGCACAAUUACAACGACCACGAGCUGUUUUGCGGCGGUUUCACGAGGCAAUGGCAGGCGAACGGCGGAAAAUGCGGAGUCUGCGGGGACGCCUGGGAUUCGAAGCUUCCUCGGGCCCACGAGUACGGCGGCACCUACGGACAGGGUGUCAUAGUUAGACAGUACAACGUCGGUAGCGCCAUCAACCUGCGAGUGGAACUGACGGCGAGCCACAUGGGAUAUUUCACAUUCUCAGUUUGCCCCGAUUACAAAAACGCGUCCCAAGAGUGCCUAGACAAGCACAUUCUGAAGACUCUUCGCCCCCAAGACGGCUUGGCGAUGAGCGACAUUCGUUUCUACCCCAGAGACGGUAGCAGAGUCUACGAGAUGAAGUACAGGUUACCGAAACUCUCCUGCAGCCACUGCCUGCUACAGUGGAGGUACAUCGCCGGCAACAACUGGGGCGCGUGCCCCAACGGAACCGAGCAGGUCGGCUGCGGUCCCCAGGAGGAGUUCCGCGCCUGCGCCGACAUCACGAUCGGCAAGGGAUUCGUCGAACAACCCGAAACGACCACGAUCGAGCCAGAAGUCGUCGUCACCUCGACGGCCCUUCCGCCCAGCUCCGACGAAUCGUACAGCCCUCUAUCGGCGAUCCUCAUCUCCAUCGUUUCUUUUUUAGUAGUAUUUUUAAUCUUCUUCCUUUUGUACUUUCACUACUACCGAGUUGGUGGUAAGAUCAAGAGUUGGAUCAAGCAGCGGGGCGAAAACAAGACUGAGGAGUCUGGGGCGCCGAUGCCGCCGCCCCGAAAUAGACGUUCCAAGAGCAGAAGCGACAGCCAAAGUGAUCUUCAAGAGAUUAAUUUAAAGUAUUAAUUAGAUUUAAGUAGAGACUGCUGCACUAAAAAUUUAAUUCAAUUGAAGGUAGAGGUGAGGGGUGUAUUAGGCUACAGUCGCAUCAAAUUCGAACAAUUUGUCUACUUUCGCUUUGAAUUAAAUACGUUUUUUUUU
Messenger RNA from Photinus pyralis (common eastern firefly), 1590 nucleotides. RefSeq lists its product as uncharacterized. The transcript has 4 exons. Lineage: Eukaryota; Metazoa; Arthropoda; Insecta; Coleoptera; Lampyridae. Bases 487 to 1455 code for a protein of 322 amino acids. The record is from RefSeq and is a predicted model, not a curated record.